This is a messenger RNA of Closterium sp. Yama58-4, 2166 nucleotides long. The record is from the annotation of a GenBank genome assembly. NCBI's taxonomy places the organism in Eukaryota, Viridiplantae, Streptophyta, Zygnematophyceae, Desmidiales, Closteriaceae.
AUGACAAUGGAGGACGCACAUGCCGCGGUGCUGGAUAUUAACGGGGAUGGACGUCCAGAGGUGUUCGCUGUUUUCGACGGUCACGGGGGCAGCGAGGUGGCAGCCUUCUGUGGGCGGCACCUACCAGCACAGCUGGCAACGGCUCUCGAGGCCAACCCGGGGGAUAUUCCCAAGGCCCUCAUAGCCACCUUCUUUAAAAUGGACGAGAUGAUGGCGCGCGAGGAGCACCGGGCGGAACUGCAGCAGCUGGCGAGCGAGGGGAAGGAGAGCGAGGACGCGCGGCUGCGGCAGGAGGAAAGAGAAGCGCGCCGAGGCGAGGGCGAACGCAGCGCGCUCGUUGCCUCUGUGUUCGGGGCUGGUGAGGAGGAGGAGGAGGAAGAGGAAGAGGAGGAAGAGGAGGAAGAGGAGGAAGAGGAGGAAGAGGGGGAAGAUGAGGAGGAGGAGGGGGAAGAGGAGGAGGAAGAGGAGGAAGAGGAGGAAGGAGAGGAGGGUGAGGAGGAAGAAGAAGAGGAUGAGGAGGAUGAGGAAGGGGAAGAGGCGGAUAGUGGUGGGGAGGUGGUAGGAAAGGGGCCUAAGGGCGGGGCGUUGGAGAGCAGAGCAGACGCAGCAGAGGGCAAGACAGGGGCGGAAAAGGACAGGAAAGGAGGGGGUGAUGGGAUUGGUACUGAAGGGCUAGAAAGGAUGCAAAAUGGCUCGGAGAGUGGAGCAAAUGAAACGGUUGGAUGCAAAGGUGUGGAGCAGGGGGGGGAGAACAAUGGGGGAGCGGAGAAGGAGCAGGGAGGGAGAAGCAGAGCAAAGCGGAAAUCAAAGCCCAGGAGAAGCACGAGCGCGUUAGUGGCACAGGGGAAGGGCGCAUCUGCAGAGGACGAGGAGAAGGGCGAGGGGAAGGAGAAGGAGGGUGAGGGUGGUGAGGAGAAGGCUGAGAGCGGUGAGGAGAAGGUUGAGAGCGGUGAGGAGAAGGUGGAGAGCGGUGAGGAGAAGGGUGAGAGUGGUGGGCGGAAGAAGAAGAAGAAAGCGAGCAAGAGGAAAAGGGAGGGCGAGCGGAAGGGGGGAGGGGCGAGGGCACGCGUGCAUUCGUCAUCGCUGUCAUCAAGCCUCAUCAAGAUGUUCCUCGCUGACGUUGUUAGGCGAGCGAAAGAAGAGAAGGAGAAGGAGGAGAAGGAGAAGAAGGAGAAGGGGAAAGGGGAGGAGGAUGGAGGGAAACGGGAGGAGGGGAAGGAGGGGCAGAAUGGCAAGGAUGGGAAGGGCAGAGUAGCAAAGGGUAAAGGACGGGCGAAGAGCAAGGGAGGAGACGGGGUAGAGAAGGAGAAGGCGGAUGAAGGAGGGGUGAAAGGUGGAGAAAGGGAGGGAGAGGAGAGGAAGGAGGGGGAGGAGAGUGGGAAUGAAGGGAGAAAGAAAGAGCAGAGUGAGGAGGGGAAGGAGGUAAAAGAGGGAGAGGAGGGGGAGGGCGACACUGAGAUGGUAGCGCAGCAAGGAGAGGAAGGGCAGGAGGGGACUGGAGUUGAGGAGUUGGAGGAAGAGGAUGAGGAGGACGAUGAGGGCUCAAAGCCAAUUUUCAUGGUAAAAAAAGGCACACCCAAGAAGGAGUACAGAGGUCCCGAAGCAGGGUGCACAGCAGUGGUAGCGGUGAUAGCAGGACAACAGCUGGUGGUGGCGAAUGCGGGCGACUCGCGGUGUGUGGUGAGCCGGGGGGGCGAGGCGGUGGAGAUGUCUCGAGACCACAAGCCCACCAUGCCGGAGGAAAGGAGAAGAAUUGAAGAGUCGGGGAAAUUCGUCUCAGACGGACGGAUAGACGGCUGCCUCAACCUCUCUCGUGGUUUAGGAGACAUGGAGUACAAGCACAGGCCCGAUUUACCACCAGAGAAGCAAGCAGUCACCGCACUACCAGAAGUUAAAUCCAUUGAUCUGUCGGAGAAGGACGAGUUCAUCGUGCUUGCAUGCGACGGCAUAUGGGACGUGAUGUCAAGCCAAGCUGUGGUCACGUUCGUGCGGUCAAGGCUGGCGAACGAGGUACCGCUAACGGACAUAUGUUCACAGCUCAUGGACGCAUGCAUCGCUAAGGAUGCGCACUCAUCGCCUCUAGGCCUGGAUAACAUGACAGUCAUCAUUGCUCAGCUCAAACCUGCCAUGUGGCAAUCACCUGCUUCGCCUGCCAAGCAGACCUAG